Messenger RNA from Dictyostelium purpureum, 1524 nucleotides. RefSeq lists its product as uncharacterized. Gene Ontology annotation, molecular function: flavin adenine dinucleotide binding; oxidoreductase activity. The transcript has 4 exons. The record is from RefSeq and is a predicted model, not a curated record. Bases 1 to 1524 code for a protein of 507 amino acids. Lineage: Eukaryota; Evosea; Eumycetozoa; Dictyosteliales; Dictyosteliaceae.
AUGGUUCAUUUGCUUAUUAUUGGUGGUGGGAUUGCAGGGUUAACUUGUGCAGAAUCAUACAGUUAUUUAAAACCAAAUGAUAAAGUAACAAUUUUAUCAUGCUCACCAAUUUUAAAGACAGUUUGUAAUGUUCAAAAAAUUAGUAAAGUUUUAGAAUCAUUUGAUGUAUUUGAAUCUAAAUUUACCGAUGUGGAAUUUAAUAGUCCAAAUAUCAAUGUUGUUGUAUGUGAUGUUGAUUCCGUUGAUGUAGAGAAUAAAAUAGUAAAAACAGAUAAGGGUGGAUUCUCUUUUGACUAUUUAUCAAUUUGCUCAGGAGCAAAACCAAAUGUAAUUAAAUCAUCAAAUAAUUUUAUAGGAAUAAGAGAUACAGAUUCAAUUUUAGAUUUAAAGGAUAGAUUAGAAAAUUCAAAAAGAAUAUUAAUAGUGGGUAAUGGCGGUAUAGCAUUGGAGUUAGUGCAUGAAAUUAAAGGUUGUGAAAUUGUAUGGUCAAUCAAAGAUAAACAUAUUGGUAAUGCAUUUUUCGAUAAAGACGCAUCCAACUUUCUAUUUAAAUCAAAACAAGAACAAAAAGAAAAGCAAGAUAGUAAUGAUAAUGACAGCGAAAUCAUGAUCAAGGAAAACAAUAACACAGGAACUAUUUCAAACUCAUCAGUUUAUAAAAAUGAAAGUGGCUCAGCAUUGGGGCCCCAAUGGUACAGUAAAUAUAAUUUUAACCAAAAUCAAAUGGUCGAUAGCGUAAACGCCAAUUUAAAUAUCGAGUACGAAACAAUAGUGACAGAAAUAUACGAUAACGACGACAGUAAAGAAUCAAAUAAUUUUAUAAAUCAACAAAACUUUAAAAACGAAAGCGAAAAGAAAUGGCCAAUUUAUGCAAAGUUAAAUAAUGGUAAUGUGUAUGGAUGUGAUUUUAUUAUAUCGGCAACUGGUGUAAUACCAAACUCCAAUGUAUUAUUAAAGAAUAGAAAACCGAGCGAGCAUGUUGCCCUAUCAAAAGAGAAUGCUUUGGUGGUCAGCGAGCAAAUGGAAACCUCAAUUAAAGAUAUCUAUGCAGCAGGUGAUGUAUGUAGUGUCGAAUGGAAUGACUCAAAGGUGUGGUUCCAAAUGAGAUUAUGGAGUCAAGCACGUAUUAUGGGCCGAUAUGCAGCCCAAUGUAUAGCGAAACAAUCCGUCAAAGGUACCAAGGAUGAAGAUAACCUGGAAGAGAUUUGCACAAGUUUUGAAUUUGAAUUGUUUGCACAUGCAACUAAAUUUUUUGGUUUCAAAGUAAUAAUGCUAGGAUUAUACAAUGGUCAAGGUUUAGAUUUGUCAAAUCAAGAACAAUAUCAAAUCUAUACAAGAGAGAUUUUGGGUGAACAAUAUGUCAAAGUGAUUUUAGAAAAUGGUAAACUAAUUGGUUCGUUAUUAAUUGGCAAUACAGAUUUAGAGGAAACUUUCGAAAACUUAAUUUUAAAUCAUAUUGAUUUAUCAAGAUAUGGACCAGAAAUUUUAAACCCAGAAAUCGAUAUUGAAGAUUAUUUUGAUUAA